UGGGGAAUUAAAAAGAAAAUCAAGCUUAUGAUUUCAACGUUCCACUUCCGUUAGAACUUCUGGUGGCCCUGAAAGCUGUGGAGCCCCGGCGCCCCGGUAUCGACAAAGACAAAUACUUUACAAAGAGCAGCAACCAAACACGCCGCAGUUUCAGAGGGCUCUGGAUCGAGGAAAAACUUCCAACCGUGUGGUUGAUCUAACUCCUCUAUCCACUCUCACUCUACCUCACCUACCUUCGCCCAACGCCGCGGCUCAACCACGCCAUUAAGCAUUCUCAUGAAAGUGGUAUAUAAUUGUAGAAGCUGAGAAGAGAGGAUCUUUGACAUCAAUGGCAGCAUCAGCAGAAACCCUCGACAGUGCAAAAUGUAGUUUAAAUGGAGACUGGACAGUUGUUUUACCCCGUCGUGGCAGACAGAGAAAACAGUUGCCAACAAUUAGAUCUCUGGAGCAACAACAACCGUGGGUUCCAACUGAUCUUGAAAAUGAUCCUAUCAGAACAUCUAAAUUAAUACAGAAGAUGCAGAUCUGCAUGAAGAAAAUCGAGAGCUCUUCAUUCUACCGUGCUCUACUGGAUCAAAUUCAAACUCCAGAAAUCUUGAUUUGUUUACAUAGGGUCUUAGGCUCCGAGUCAAAGAUGCCAAUGGUGAUUUAUGGUAUAGGCAGCAUCGAAUCAUUUGAACCCUCUCGAUUGCAGCUUAGCCUUGCUGUCUUGAUGAAGAGGAAGUUCAGUUGGAUUGGAGAUAUUGAGGUUUUUGAUCCUAUUCUUUCUGCAACUGAAUCUCGGGUAUUGGAAGCUCUAGGUUGUUCUGUUCUCUCAGUAAAUGAGCAAGGACAUCGAUGUGCUCUAAAGCCAACAAUAUUUUUUAUGCCACAUUGUGAGGCAGAGUUGUAUGACAAUUUAUUGCGUGCAAAUUGGGGAGUGGAGUUGUUGAAUCGUGUAGUCUUGUUUGGAAAUAGCUUCGAGACAUAUGAGCAGCAUAUCUCAGAAUUUAAGAACUCGGAUAUUGUUGGUUCGGCAAAGCGAAUCUUGUCUAUUCGCCCAUUUACAAAGGAAUUCAGGAUUAAUACAGUUUCAGAUUAUUAUUUUAGUGCUUUCCAUGAUUCAAGUUGGCAUUUUUUUGGCCCUGUUCCUGAGACAGAGCUGCAGCAUGUCAAAUUUUGAUGAAAAAUAUCAAAUUGAUUUCAGUAAUUGGAUGAUGUUUGAAACAUAUUUUAUUGUCUUCCAAAUUUCUUUUGGGAGGAAGAUUAUUAUUGUCAUUUGCAUGUAGAGUGGGUUGUAUGUUUUGAGUUGCUUGGUGUGAGGACCUAAAUAUCAAGAUUUUAAGUCUGAAUAGCAUAAAUCUCCUGAUUCUAAAA
Messenger RNA from Carya illinoinensis, 1356 nucleotides. Its product is annotated as protein SENSITIVITY TO RED LIGHT REDUCED 1-like. Bases 329 to 1162 code for a protein of 277 amino acids. NCBI's taxonomy places the organism in Eukaryota, Viridiplantae, Streptophyta, Magnoliopsida, Fagales, Juglandaceae. The record is from RefSeq and is a predicted model, not a curated record. Gene Ontology annotation, cellular component: nucleus; cytoplasm. The transcript has 2 exons. Gene Ontology annotation, biological process: microtubule-based process.